This is a messenger RNA of Xylaria bambusicola, 2691 nucleotides long. Its product is annotated as kinase-like domain-containing protein. Gene Ontology annotation, molecular function: ATP binding; protein serine/threonine kinase activity. Lineage: Eukaryota; Fungi; Ascomycota; Sordariomycetes; Xylariales; Xylariaceae. Gene Ontology annotation, biological process: intracellular signal transduction; peptidyl-serine phosphorylation. The record is from RefSeq and is a predicted model, not a curated record. The coding region runs from base 1 to 2691 and encodes 896 amino acids. The transcript is spliced from 6 exons.
AUGCCAGCAUUACUGAUAGACGACGAGAUAUCGUCAGCAACCACUUCGUCGCCAACAUCUGCAACAUCAAUAUUGGACGGAUUUGAACGACCUCGAAAACCCAACCACCAAGGGUCGAUCAUGUCGAUUAUACGGACGCUAACACAUAGCGGUGCGUUCUCUCCAUGCACCGGAUGCUUGGUUUUCGAAAAGUCGCCCGAGCGGCAUCGCCUCUUCAAGAAGAUGUCCCUUCCUUUCCUUAGAGGCCAAUUUGGAGGAACUGUUACCGUGAUUCACCGUGUCAAAAAGAAAUCAAGGCCCUCCGUCCGUUCAAUAGAGAGAGCAGCAGAUAAGCUAUUGCCAGUGAGCGCUCCCGCCAUCUUGUCAGUAUCAGAUACAAAUAGCACUACAAAUUCAAGCGGUAAAUCCUCUGGCCCUACCAACGGUACCGGUACGACAGUGGCAACUUCAAUCGAGUCGAAGCUAUCUGGUAAAGAUAGCGAUCCAGUACAGCAGAGAUCGGCUAGCAUUGUACACCACAGAGAUCCUGACGCGAGCCCGACCAUGGUAGACCCUGGUCUGACUACGAUUCAAGAAAAGCCAAUAGACCCCCCGCCGCCUACCAUAUUGACUGUCGAGAGGACAGCGGCUGCCAAAAUAUACCUCGAGACAUACUUUAAUGACAAGCUUAGUAGGCCCUCUCCACGCUCCCUUCGCCGAAGGUACCUAGAAAGUGAGCUUUACCAUGGCCCGGGUCUAAGCCAAGCCGAGAAAGAUAUGAGACGGGCUCUCUUUUGCCAGCAGGAGACGAACCAUCUUCGCGAAACCCGAGUCCUAGCAGCCAGAAGUCUCGGUGCUAUAAGAUGUGAGCACGGCGAGCUAGCCGAUAAUUACGAGGUUCUCAAGAUACUUGGCAAGGGAAGCUUCGGCGUCGUCAGACUUGUACGUGAGAAACCAGGAAGAGACAGCCAUCCACGGAACAAUAGAGUCUACGCUAUGAAGGUGAUUCGUAAAUCAGCAAUGCUGAAGACGAGUCAAGAAGGGCACCUGCGGGCCGAGAGGGAUUUCCUCGUUGCUUCUGAGGGCUCUAGAUGGAUUGUCCCGCUUAUUGCGAGUUUUCAAGACGCUGGGAACCUCUAUCUCGUCAUGGAUUACAUGCCCGGCGGAGACUUCCUCGGCCUCCUCAUCCGUGAGAACAUCCUGAGCGAACCAGUUGCCAAGUUCUACAUCGCCGAGAUGAUCCUUUGCAUUGAGGAGGCACACUCGUUACGCUGCAUCCACCGUGACAUCAAGCCGGAUAAUUUCUUGAUUUCCUCUACGGGCCACCUGAAGAUAUCUGACUUUGGGCUAGCUUUUGACGGCCAUUGGUCCCACGACACUAGUUACUAUCAUACCCAGCGGUACAGUCUGUUGCACAAGCUGGGACUCGCCGUGGAAGGCGACGCGACCGACCGGGCAGAGGGUCUGCAAGGCACGAUGAAAUGGGCGCAGGGGGUAACGCAGGCCAUGCAGAAACAUGCGCCUCAACCAGCACCGCCAAACGCGACGUCGGCCGUUCGCGACGAGCCGCUACUCAACUGGCGUAAUCGAUGUGGCAACCGCAGCGCCGCCCGGUCCUGCGUGGGCACAAGCCAAUACAUGGCACCUGAAUGCCUUUACGGCCACACCCCCUUUCUUUCAGAGGAGGGCGGGCGGCAACAAACCAAACGGAACAUCGUGAACCAUGAGCAGACUUUCGCGUUCCCCCCACGUCCCGUCGUUUCAAGACGAUGUAUGGAUCUUAUCGCAAAUCUGGUAUGUGCGCGGGAAAAUCGUCUCUCGUCUAAACGCUACCAAGCCCGAGACGCAGGAUUCGAGCAGCACCAACAUCCAUUCAUGUCCUCCCCAGCCCGCUCCCGUGCGCGCCCGAAGGACAGAGAUGGUAGGGGCCGCUCAGUGUAUCCGCACGAUGCGGAAGACAUCAAGGCGCACAAGUGGUUCCGCGAUAUCCCCUGGGACCAGUUGUGCUUUAUCACGCCGCCAUUCGUGCCGCGCAUCGCCGGCGUCGACGACACGCAUUACUUUGACGAGGAGGAGCCCAUCUCGGAUUGGUCAGAUUCGGACAGCGAAGAUGACGAUGACGACACAGGCUCAGAAGCCAAGCUAGCCACCUUUCCGCGCCACCUACAAGGUUUGCUAGCACAAUUCGUCGCCACCCCGUACGACACGACGCGUCUGAAGCGUAUGGACCGAGAAAUCAACGCCUUGACGGCCACCGCCUCUGCUCCCUCUAACAACAAUAACGCCCCUCCGAUGGCGCAAGCACAGCCGCAGCAACAAGUGCAAUUCCAAGAAGUCGAGCUCGGCGACCAAAUGAAGGCGUUCAUCCGCACAUUUGGCCGGCGCGAGCGCAAGAGGCCGCGGGACCGCCUCCUCCGCGACCGCAAGACGAAGGCCACGGUGCUCAAAGUCCGCAAGCAGACGGCGUUCCUGGGGUACACGUAUCGUCGUGUUAUGGAUGGCGCUGAUGACGACGACGACGGGGAUGGUGUUCCUCAGCAUCGCAGUUGUAACAGUGUUGUUGUCAAUAAUGGAAAUGGCAAUACCCUGGAUGCUAACAUUGAUAACAAUAUAGUAUUGGUUCCGUCGACAUUGGAUGGAGUCGAGAAGAUGCCGAGUCCGAGGAUGUAUCUACACCCUGGCCUCGGUGGCGUAGAAGAACAACGCGAGUAA